Molecule: messenger RNA, 1237 nt
Organism: [Torrubiella] hemipterigena
Lineage: Eukaryota; Fungi; Ascomycota; Sordariomycetes; Hypocreales; Clavicipitaceae
Source: the annotation of a GenBank genome assembly
GCACGAGGCAAACAGGUUACUAUUACUGCUACCUGCUGUAUAGAGCUAGAAAAACCGGUUCGUAUAAGUACCAUUGCACGUCUUUGGACAUGCAUUGCGAUUCCGCACAUUCCUCUUUGAGUAAAGAGUUGAGCGGCUAUGAUACGAGUUGCAAGGCGGAUGAGAUUUGAGCGCACUGGGGAUAUAAACUGAGCCCACUUCCCGCCCUCAGUUGUAAUUAAAGAGAGAAUAAGUUUGCCAAUCUACCACGGCAUUCUUUCUUUUCGUUGUACACUUUUCUGCCUCACCUCGCGCAGCUUCAAGAAACCGCGCCCAGCGACCAUGAAGAGCGAUGCUAUCUUCCUCAGCCUGCUGCACUCGGCAGUAGCGCUGUCUGUACCCUCGGUUGCUCCCAGAAACACCGAGAUUGUCGGUGGUCAGCCUGCCAAAAUCGAAGACUUUACGUACCAGGCGCAUCUCUUCCGUGGCGGCGGCGGCGGUUGCGGCGGCACGAUUGUUAGCAAGCGCCAUAUCGUCACCGCGGCACACUGCGCACCUUAUACCGACCCUGCGGAAUACUAUGUUCUCCUUGGUAGUGUGAAGUGGGAUGGAGGCACCAAGUACAACGUCACCAAGAUUAUCAAAGACCCUAACUGGGACGUUGCGAGCGAUGAUCACGACAUUGCGGUUCUGGUGCUCAGCGAGGACAUUAAGUUUGGUCCCACCAUCAAGGCCGCUACUAUUGCCAAGACGGCUCCUGCGGUGGGAACUAUGGCGGUUGUCUCGGGCCAUGGCAUCCUCAGCGAAGAUGAGGGCAAUGAUGGUGGUACACAUGACCUUAUGUAUGUCAAUGUCCCGAUCUUUGACCAUGACGAAUGCAAGAAGGACUACCUGAGGGACAAUGCUGGGAAAAUCACCCCAGCUAUGAUCUGUGCCGGAUAUGCAGAAGGUGGAAAGGAUUCUUGCACCGGUGAUAGUGGCGGUCCCCUCGUUGUGAACAAUACGCUGGUUGGUGUUGUCGCGUUCGGCCAAGGAUGCGCCCGACCCAACUAUCCUGGAGUUUAUACGGAUGUUUCGGAGCCUUCUGUUCAGAAGUUCCUCCAGGAUAGUCUUAAUAUCACGUCUUGAAGCAAAUAUAUAUAACGCUACUGGUUCAAAUAGUAAAUAGAUUUACUAUGCGGUAUAUAGUCAAUGCAAUUUAGUACACAUGUUGAUCGCAUGCAAGGCAACCAACUUCGUCUUUACCGCCUCACUCUUU